AUGUCUUUCAUUUCAUCCACCUCAAGCUCUAGUUCUUCUGAUUUCUCAAAUAACGUUGAAUUUGAUCGGUUAGUUGAUGAUUAUGCUGCUAACCACCUACCUCAUAUUUUAAUUCCCCAACACUCAUCACAAGAAUCCCAGCUUAAUAAUGAAAUAACAAAUGUCCCGGAGCCUAAAAUGGAUAGGGAAAGAGAAAAAGGGCAUGUGCAACUAUAUAACGAUUACUUUGCGAGUAAUGCAGUGUAUAACGACAACCAAUUCCGUCGUAGAUUUCGUAUGAGAAGAUCUUUGUUCUGUCGCAUUAUGAAUAAGGUGGUUGAAGGGGAUCAAUUCUUCCAACAACGUCAGAAUGCAGCUGGAAAGCUUGGUUUAUCACCGUUGCAGAAAUGCACCGCUGCAAUAAGAAUGUUAGCGUAUGGCGUAGCCCCCGAUGUCGUGGAUGAAUAUCUACGUAUCGGCCAAACAACCUCAAGGAAUGCAUUACAACAUUUUUGUCAGGGGGUUAUUUCACAAUUUGAAAGUGAAUAUCUACGUAAACCUACAGAUGAAGAUUUAAGGAGAAUCCUUCAUCAAAAUGAAUUGCGUGGGUUUCCAGGCAUGAUUGGUAGUAUAGACUGCAUGCAUUGGGAGUGGAAGAAUUGUCCUACGGCUUGGAAAGCACAAUAUGCUGGUCGUAGCAAGACUGUAACCCUCAUUCUUGAAGCCGUUGCUGGUCAGGAUUUAUGGAUUUGGCAUGCGUUCUUUGGAAUGCCUGGCUCAUGUAAUGAUCUUAAUGUCCUUUACCGUUCACCGGUGUUUGAUGAUGUUUUACAAGGCCGUGCACCACCAAUAAAUUUUUGGGUAAACGGACAUCAAUAUGAGUUGGCCUACUACUUGGCAGAUGGGAUUUAUCCAAAAUGGCUAACUUUUAUACAAGGUAUUACACAUCCUCAAGUUCAAAAAGACAAGUUGUUUGCUGAUCAACAAGCAGCAGUUCGGAAAGACGUUGAACGGGCUUUCGGUGUUUUACAAGCUAGGUUUGCUAUACUACGAUAA
Molecule: messenger RNA, 1035 nt
Organism: Chenopodium quinoa (quinoa)
Lineage: Eukaryota; Viridiplantae; Streptophyta; Magnoliopsida; Caryophyllales; Amaranthaceae
Exons: 1
Coding region: 1-1035 (344 amino acids)
Source: RefSeq, a predicted model, not a curated record